This is a messenger RNA of Zingiber officinale, 768 nucleotides long. RefSeq names its product mavicyanin-like. The transcript is spliced from 2 exons. The record is from RefSeq and is a predicted model, not a curated record. NCBI's taxonomy places the organism in Eukaryota, Viridiplantae, Streptophyta, Magnoliopsida, Zingiberales, Zingiberaceae. Gene Ontology annotation, molecular function: electron transfer activity. The coding region runs from base 60 to 644 and encodes 194 amino acids. Gene Ontology annotation, cellular component: plasma membrane.
GCAAGCAAAUCGGUAGAGAAACAGAGGAAGAAGGAGGUUGCCGAUAGCAGAGCACAGAGAUGGCGAAACGAGCGACGUCAUUGACCAUCGCCGGGCUCGUCUUGGUAGCCGCCAGCUUCUUCUCUGUCUUGGCCGCAGCCACCACUCACGUCGUCGGCGACAGCACCGGGUGGAGGAUACCUCCGGGCGCCAACGACAGUUUCUACUCCGCUUGGGCUUCCGCGCGGACCUUCGCCGUCAGCGACACCUUGGUGUUCAAUUUUAUGAACGCGCAGCACGACGUGGUGGAAGUGCCGAUCGCAAGCUUCAACUCCUGCUCCGCGGCAAACCAGAUCGGGUCGACCUACACGACCAGCCCCGCCAGCUUGUCCGUCACCACAGCCGGCGUGCACUACUACAUCUGCGGGUUCCCCGGGCACUGCCAGGCUGGCCAAAGGCUGGCUGUCACCGUCACCUCCUCCUCUGCCUCCACUCCCGCCGCCGCGCCGGCGCCUCCUACUGCUCCGGCAACGGGCGGCGGCAGCAGUACGGUGCCGUCGGCGCCCGGCCCUAAUAGCCAGGUGCCCGGCUCGGCCGCCGGUUGGGCUCCAUCCUUGGCAUUCCUCGCUCUGUCGUCCCUGCUCGCCUCUCAGUUCCUGUUCUAAUUAAAUAUCUACGACGAGUACAAAUAGGUCGAUUUGUGAUAGUGUUACUGGAGAUGAUUCAUUGAUGCUUGGUGCACGGCAAUAAUAAUAAUAAAUUGGAUUGGAUUGGAUUGGAUGGAUUCAA